UCGCUCGCUGCUCGCUCGCUCGCUCUCGGGCCCCCAUGCGGAUGUGACAUUUCAGGCCGCCGCCAUUUUGAGAACCCGCCGAGCCGAGCCGAGCCGCCGGGCGCCGCGUCCGCUCCGCAGCCCCGCCGCCGCCGAGGAGGCCGAGGCCGCAGCGCCCCGAGCGCGGCCGGCCCGUCGCCCGCCCGCGCCGCCGCCGCCGCCGCUCCCGCCGGGCCCAGGCCCCGCAGGCCCGCCGCGCAGGCCAGGCCUCCCGCCCGCCGCGCCCGGCCCGAGGCGGGGCUGAGUCCGCGGCCCCCGCCCGGCCGCCCUCCGCCCCCGGCCGGCCCGCAGCCCCGCAGCCCCGGCCCCGGCGGCGGGAGGCGGGCCCCGCGGCGGCCGCAGCAGCGGCGGCGGCGGCGGCCCCUGCGAGCGACGAGGCCGCCCGGCCCGGCCCGCCGGCCGUCCGCCCGCCUCGGCGCCGAGAUUGGGCGAAUCGCGAGCAAGUACGUGCGCGUCUCCCUGCCGCCGCCGCCGCCGCCGCCCGCCGCCGGCCUCCCCGGGGCCGCCGACGACGACGCGCGGGAGGAGGAGGAGGAGGCCGCCCCGCCGCCGCCGCCGCCGCCCGGGCUCGCCGCCCCCCGCCCGCCGGGCCCGCAGCCUGGGCCACCGGCCGCAGGCGAGGCCCAGGCCGCGGCCGACAUGAACCACCAGCAGCAGCAGCAGCAGCAGAAAGCGGGCGAGCAGCAGCUGAGCGAGCCCGAGGACAUGGAGAUGGAAGCUGGAGAUACAGAUGACCCACCAAGAAUUACUCAAAACCCUGUUAUCAACGGGAAUGUAGCCAUGAGUGAUGGGCACAACAACACGGAGGAAGACAUGGAGGAUGACACGAGUUGGCGCUCCGAGGCAACCUUUCAGUUCACUGUCGAGCGCUUCAGCAGACUGAGUGAGUCGGUCCUUAGCCCUCCGUGUUUUGUGCGAAAUCUGCCAUGGAAGAUUAUGGUGAUGCCACGCUUUUAUCCAGACAGACCACACCAAAAAAGCGUAGGAUUCUUUCUCCAGUGCAAUGCUGAAUCUGAUUCCACGUCGUGGUCUUGUCAUGCACAAGCGGUGCUGAAGAUAAUAAAUUACAGAGAUGAUGAGAAGUCAUUCAGUCGUCGUAUUAGUCAUUUGUUCUUCCAUAAAGAAAAUGAUUGGGGAUUUUCCAAUUUUAUGGCCUGGAGUGAAGUGACUGAUCCUGAGAAAGGAUUUAUAGAUGAUGACAAAGUGACUUUUGAAGUCUUUGUACAGGCAGAUGCUCCCCAUGGAGUUGCGUGGGAUUCAAAGAAGCACACGGGCUAUGUCGGUUUAAAGAAUCAGGGAGCGACUUGUUACAUGAACAGCCUGCUGCAGACUUUAUUUUUCACAAAUCAACUACGAAAGGCCGUGUACAUGAUGCCAACAGAGGGUGAUGAUUCAUCCAAAAGUGUCCCUUUAGCAUUACAGAGGGUGUUUUAUGAACUACAACACAGCGAUAAGCCCGUAGGAACAAAAAAGCUAACAAAGUCAUUUGGGUGGGAAACUUUAGAUAGCUUCAUGCAACAUGAUGUUCAGGAGCUAUGUCGAGUGUUGCUUGAUAACGUGGAAAAUAAGAUGAAAGGCACGUGUGUAGAAGGCACCAUCCCUAAAUUAUUCAGAGGCAAAAUGGUGUCCUAUAUCCAGUGUAAAGAGGUGGACUAUCGAUCUGAUAGGAGAGAAGACUAUUAUGACAUCCAGCUGAGCAUAAAAGGAAAGAAAAACAUAUUUGAAUCAUUUGUGGAUUAUGUGGCAGUAGAACAACUAGACGGUGACAACAAGUAUGAUGCCGGGGAGCACGGCUUGCAGGAAGCAGAGAAAGGUGUGAAAUUCCUAACAUUGCCACCAGUGUUACAUCUACAACUGAUGAGAUUUAUGUAUGACCCUCAGACGGACCAAAACAUCAAGAUCAAUGAUAGGUUUGAAUUCCCCGAACAGUUACCGCUUGAUGAAUUUUUGCAAAAAACAGAUCCUAAGGACCCUGCAAAUUAUAUUCUUCACGCAGUCCUGGUUCACAGUGGAGAUAAUCAUGGUGGACAUUAUGUGGUUUAUCUGAACCCCAAAGGGGAUGGGAAAUGGUGUAAAUUUGACGAUGACGUGGUGUCAAGGUGUACGAAAGAAGAAGCAAUCGAGCACAAUUAUGGGGGCCAUGACGACGACCUCUCCGUCCGGCACUGCACGAACGCAUACAUGUUGGUUUAUAUCAGGGAGUCCAAGCUGAGUGAGGUGUUACAAGCUGUCACCGACCAUGACAUUCCUCAGCAGCUGGUGGAACGAUUACAAGAAGAGAAAAGGAUCGAAGCUCAGAAGAGGAAGGAGCGGCAGGAAGCCCAUCUUUACAUGCAAGUGCAGAUAGUUGCAGAGGACCAGUUUUGUGGCCACCAAGGAAAUGAUAUGUAUGAUGAAGAAAAAGUCAAGUACACUGUGUUCAAAGUGCUGAAAAACUCCUCGCUUGCUGAGUUCGUCCAGAACCUCUCCCAGACCAUGGGAUUUCCACAAGAUCAAAUUCGAUUAUGGCCCAUGCAAGCGAGGAGCAAUGGAACCAAACGACCGGCGAUGUUAGAUAAUGAGGCCGAUGGCAACAAAACAAUGAUUGAACUCAGUGAUAAUGAAAACCCUUGGACAAUAUUCCUGGAAACAGUUGAUCCGGAGCUGGCCGCUACUGGAGCAACGUUACCCAAGUUUGAUAAAGAUCAUGAUGUGAUGUUGUUUUUGAAGAUGUAUGAUCCCAAAACACGGAGCUUGAACUACUGUGGGCACAUCUACACGCCAAUAUCCUGUAAAAUACGUGACUUGCUCCCGGUUAUGUGUGACAGAGCAGGAUUUAUCCAAGAUACUAGCCUUAUCCUCUAUGAGGAAGUUAAACCGAAUUUAACGGAAAGAAUUCAGGACUAUGACGUGUCUCUUGAUAAAGCCCUGGAUGAGCUAAUGGAUGGUGAUAUUAUAGUGUUUCAGAAGGAUGACCCUGAGAAUGAUAACAGUGAAUUACCCACCGCAAAAGAAUAUUUCAGAGACCUCUAUCACCGUGUUGAUGUCAUUUUCUGUGAUAAGACAAUCCCUAAUGAUCCUGGAUUUGUGGUCACGUUAUCAAAUAGAAUGAAUUAUUUUCAGGUUGCAAAGACAGUUGCACAGAGACUCAACACUGACCCAAUGCUGCUCCAGUUUUUCAAAUCUCAAGGUUAUAGGGAUGGCCCAGGUAACCCUCUUAGACAUAAUUAUGAAGGUACUUUAAGAGAUCUUCUACAAUUCUUCAAGCCUAGACAACCUAAGAAACUUUACUAUCAGCAGCUGAAGAUGAAAAUCACAGACUUUGAAAACAGGCGAAGUUUUAAGUGUAUAUGGUUAAACAGCCAAUUUAGGGAAGAGGAAAUAACACUAUAUCCAGACAAGCACGGGUGUGUCCGGGACCUGUUAGAAGAAUGUAAAAAGGCUGUAGAGCUUGGGGAGAAGGCAUCAGGGAAACUUAGGCUGCUAGAAAUUGUAAGCUACAAAAUUAUUGGUGUGCACCAAGAAGACGAGCUAUUAGAAUGUUUAUCUCCUGCAACGAGUAGAACGUUUCGAAUAGAGGAAAUACCUUUGGACCAGGUAGACAUAGAUAAGGAAAAUGAGAUGCUGAUCACAGUGGCACAUUUCCAUAAGGAGGUGUUCGGGACGUUUGGAAUCCCCUUUUUGCUGAGGAUACACCAGGGCGAGCAUUUCAGAGAAGUCAUGAAGCGGAUUCAGAGCCUGCUAGACAUCCAGGAGAAGGAGUUUGAGAAGUUUAAAUUUGCCAUUGUGAUGAUGGGCCGGCACCAAUACAUAAAUGAAGAUGAGUACGAAGUAAACUUGAAAGACUUUGAACCUCAGCCUGGUAACAUGUCUCACCCGCGGCCGUGGCUAGGGCUCGACCACUUCAACAAAGCCCCAAAGAGAAGUCGCUACACUUACCUUGAAAAGGCCAUUAAAAUCCAUAACUGACUUCCUCACCCGUGCGUGCAAGGCGAGGACCGCGUGUGGGUGUGCCCCUUUAACAGCGAGGACUCUGGCACACGUGCACUCUAGCGAGUCUUCCGAGGAGGAUUUGCUGCUGGUGUUCAUUUUAUUUUGUUGAGGCUGUUCAGUUUGGCUUCUCUGUAUCUAUUGACUGCCCUUUUUGAGCAAAAUGAAGGUGUUUUUAUAAAGCUUGGAUGCCAAUGAGAGUUAUUUUAUGGUAACCACAUGCAAGGCAACUGUCAGCAUUCGGGGAGAAGAGGUUAGUGGGACGCGUGGUGCUGGCAGGAGGUCUCUAGUCUGUCUAGUUGGCAGAAGCUGCCUGGCUGCCUGCUGGGGGUCCCGGCCUCCACCCGCAGCCAGGAAGUCGUAUGUUUAGGCUUGUCUGACGUAUUUCCUUCAGUUAUAUUUCAAUGGCCUUUUGUGCAUCUGUAAAGGCAAAACAGAGAAACUCACAAGCUAAUAAAUAGCACUCUUUCCUUCACUGCGUGUCCUGUCGCCCCUUCCUCAGUCCUCUCCCAGCCGCGUGGGUCUUUCCAUAAACUGUCUCACUUCCGUCAGCCACUGCUGCUCUGCAGCCCAUUGCAGAGUGGGCGCACGGAGUAGUCUGACAGCCGUCCUGGGGUCUUUUAUUAAAUGGAAAGCACUGUUAAUUACAAUUAAGGUGUAUAAGCUGCCUGUCGGCAGACUGAUCUCGCAUUCAUGUGAGCAGGUGAAAGAUUAUACAUAGAAUUUCCUUAAAACACAACAGAUGAACAAGAGAGCCUUUUAGCAAAGAGGGCAUGCUCACUAGUGGUAGUAAGCUGUUGACUUUGUAUAAAAGUUAAAAGAAAAAAAAAAGGAAAAAUGAAAUUGUAUAUUUAAUGAAUGAACAUGUACAAUUUACUGCUGGGAGGAGGUGACUUUUUUGUUGGGUGAAUCUACAGGUGACUCACUGAUGUUGAUAUUCAUUGUGUGUAGUUUAUUUCAGUCCCGACCUUUUAUUUUGGAGCUAAAUGCCAGCUGCGUGUCUAGUUUUGAGUGCAGUAAAAUAGAAUCAGCAGAUCACACUUUUUUUUCAUUCUUUUCCAGUAUUUUUUGUUUCUGUAGCAGCAGUGUACACCAACUCUUCCUGUAUAUUGCCUUUUUGCUGGAAAAUGUUGUACGUUGAAUAAAAUUUUCUAUAAAAAUGAUAA
This is a messenger RNA of Myotis daubentonii (Daubenton's bat), 5174 nucleotides long. It is a transcript of the gene USP7, whose product is annotated as ubiquitin specific peptidase 7. Gene Ontology annotation, cellular component: cytosol; nucleus. Gene Ontology annotation, biological process: protein deubiquitination; regulation of protein stability. Lineage: Eukaryota; Metazoa; Chordata; Mammalia; Chiroptera; Vespertilionidae. Gene Ontology annotation, molecular function: protein binding; cysteine-type deubiquitinase activity. The record is from RefSeq and is a predicted model, not a curated record.